Messenger RNA from Colletotrichum navitas, 1410 nucleotides. RefSeq names its product cytidylyltransferase. Gene Ontology annotation, cellular component: nuclear envelope. The record is from RefSeq and is a predicted model, not a curated record. The coding region runs from base 1 to 1410 and encodes 469 amino acids. The transcript has 5 exons. Gene Ontology annotation, biological process: CDP-choline pathway. Lineage: Eukaryota; Fungi; Ascomycota; Sordariomycetes; Glomerellales; Glomerellaceae. Gene Ontology annotation, molecular function: phosphatidylcholine binding; choline-phosphate cytidylyltransferase activity.
AUGUCCUCCCCUUCCGGCUCCUCAGCAGCAGGCAAGCGGAAACGCACGACCGCAACAAUGAACCCCACAGGCAUGCCAGACGCUGCUGACGACGCCGACGCCGGCCUCCAGGCCUCCUCGCGCGACGCCUCUGGCGAGGAGGGCGACAGCACCGCCCCGGAAUCCGGCCGCGUCGGCGGCCACCGCAAGUCCGACUCCACCUCCGCCGGCCACCCGUCUAAGCGGCAGCGCGCCGGCUCGGACCGCUCUCACGAGACGACGACGUCGGCGGCGCAAAACCACUCCCUCGACCCGGGCGAACCCAGCGACACCACCGAGGCGAGCGUCGACAUCGCCGAGCGCGUCGGCCGCAAGAACAGCCGCAAGCACGUCUCGAUAAAGGAGGACGAGGACAAGGACGAGGCCAUGCCGCCUCCGCCCACCGGCAAGCUCACGCACCCUGUCGGCUUCAGGACCAACGAUCCUCCCGUCGGCCGCCCUGUCCGGGUGUACGCCGAUGGAGUGUUCGACCUCUUCCAUCUCGGUCACAUGCGCCAGCUCGAGCAGGCCAAGAAGGCCUUCCCCGACGUCUACCUCAUCGUCGGCGUUACCGGUGACGCCGAGACGCACAAGCGCAAGGGCCUGACGGUCCUCUCAGGCGCCGAGCGCGCUGAGACGGUCCGCCACUGCAAGUGGGUGGACGAGGUCAUAGAGAACUGCCCGUGGAUCGUCACCCCCGAGUUCCUCGACCAGCACAAGAUUGACUACGUCGCCCACGACGACCUGCCCUACGGCGCUGACGAGGGCGACGACAUCUACCGCCCCAUCAAGGAGGCCGGCAAGUUCCUCGUCACCCAGCGCACCGAGGGCGUCAGCACGACGGGCAUCAUCACCAAGAUCGUCCGCGACUACGAAAAGUACAUUGCCCGGCAGUUCAAGCGCGGCACCUCGCGCCAGGAGCUCAACGUCAGCUGGAUCAAGAAGAACGAGCUCGAUCUCAAGCGCCACGUCCAGGAGCUGCGCGAUAACAUCCGCACCAACUGGUCGACCACCGGCCAGGAGCUCUCCCGCGAGCUGCGCCAGUUCUGGCCCGCCUCACGCCCGCAGUCCCCGGCCCCGGCCGCCCGCACCUCGUACAUCCAGAACGGCGACCACCUCGCCGCCUCCAACACGAGCAAGUCCCGCCUCAGCGUCGACAUCCCCACCACCCCCGGCGGCACGCCCGCCGCGACCCAGUCCAACGACUUCAUCACCGGCUACGCCCUGGGUCUCGUCGGCGGCGUCCGUUCAUGGAUGACCAAGAGCAAGAGAAGCGAACUUGACAGCCCGAGCCGCCGCAACAGCGACGAUGACUCGGAGAGCGACGGCAAGAGCCCCCGCGGCCGCGUCGUCCCUCAACAACCGGCCGCCGCCACCGCGAGCGCCUCAUAA